AUGGAAAGACAAUUCGAAGUCGCUUCUUCAGGAAAGGCGAAACUGGAAGAGAAGAAGAAGGAGGAUGAGAAAUCCGUUGAUAAAAGGGAAUACUUGGCAAGCAAGCAAGUCUCAGAUGAAUCGGUCGAACUUGAGAAGAGUUGUUUGACAGAAGAAGGAGAAGAUGACUACCUGUCUGAUCAGAACAGUCGGAAGAGGACAAGGGAAGCUGAUACGACUUGUGAAUCAAACAAGAGAACUAAGCUUAAUGAUCCGCCAAGCAAAGAAUCUGAUCCGUACGUUACGUUGAUGUCUGAUGAUGACUGGCUUUUUGGUACCGUUGAUCAGCAAAAGAAGGCUGCUGCUAUCAAGAAUGACAUUGAAGACAUGAAAUUGCAGAUAUCAUCAUCAGAUUCGGUUCUUGUCUUUUUCCCCAGAGCUCAGUUUUUGCCUCAAGUCGAAAUUUUUGCAUUACCAUAUACAGUCCUGUUUUAG
Messenger RNA from Thlaspi arvense, 474 nucleotides. The record is from the annotation of a GenBank genome assembly. Lineage: Eukaryota; Viridiplantae; Streptophyta; Magnoliopsida; Brassicales; Brassicaceae.